UCCGGCAUCAUCAUUACGAUGCUGCGCGCAUGCUCCCUGGCGGGAGAGGGCACUGCUCCGAGGGGGAAGAAAAAGGGCAAAGUCGAACUUGGCAUGAGAGUUAAUCGCGAGAGCGGGAGGUAGCCGCGCCGCGCCCCCUCCCUUCCUUUGCCUUGCUCUUUCCCACUUCAGCAGGUCCGCCGCCGCCGCCGCGCCAGCCCGCGCCAUGGUGCUGGACAGCUUGGCCCGCAUUAUUAAAGUGCAGCUGCCCGCCUACCUCAAGCGUCUGCCUCUGCCAGAGAGCAUCAGCGGUUUCCUCAGGCUGACAGUUUCAGAAUGGCUACGGUUACUGCCUUUUCUGGGUGUCCUUGCUCUGCUCGGAUAUCUUGCUGUUCGUCCAUUCCUUCCGAAAAAGAAACAGCAGAAGGAUAGCUUGAUUAAUCUCAAAAUCCAGAAGGAGAAUCCCAAAGUAGUGAACGAAAUCAACAUUGAGGAUCUGUGUCACACGAAGGCAGUAUACUGCAGGUGUUGGCGCUCGAAAACGUUCCCUGUCUGCGAUGGCUCUCACAACAAGCACAACGAGUCAACGGGAGAUAAUGUGGGUCCAUUGAUACUCAAGAAGAAAGAAGUGUAGCAACUCCUUAACUAAACCAUGACUGAAACGAAGGUCUACUGUUACCCCAUCUGUGGUAGUGCUUUCAGUCUAAGAGUUGCUGUAGUCUUGACUUUUAAUAUCGUUUUAGGUUUCUUUAGAUUUAUAGACUGCUAAAUAUGUUCCGAUAUUUUGUAUGGUAGGAAAAAUAAUGUCUAAUGUUACAAAAAUAUCCCCCCUAAAUAUUAGUGUUAAUCAGUGUAACAGAAUUACCAUUCCCAUAGUUUCCAUUUAACAUAUUUGGGAUGAACAUGCUGUAAUAAAACAUUAGACUAUAUGUGUGCCACUGGUCUUAUGCCAUUAGCGUGCCACUACUUAUGGGCACUUCUACAAUAUAAAUACAGUUGGGUUUAGAACCAACUGAAAUGUCAUUAACUUUCACCGAAGAACUAGGGGAACUGUAGAACAGAAUUCCUUGUUCUGACAUUGGGGUUAUGCUGAUUCUUUCUUGAGCAGAAGAGCUGUGGCCUAAAUCUUCACCGGUUCCCUAAGUGUGACCCAAGUCCCAUCCUUGCUUGAAAUGUCAAUCUAAAACGGGAGUUAAAUGAGGUGUGGUUUCAUAGCCUCUUACAGAACCACAGUUCUUGGGAUUUGUGGAAUGACAAUAAUUAACCAGUCUUCUUGGUCAUCACCUUUGUCUUAAUCUAUUUUCUGUUUUUCAGAAGCAAUACAGUUUGUACUUUCAUAAGAUUCAUGGCUAGUCUUCGGUGUAAAGACUUUUCCUGCUCAUAUUUAAGUUGCAGGGUUGGGUACAUGGAUAACAGACCCCCUUAGAGAAAUAGCAUAGUCUAAAUACACUCCAUGUUGUUGCAAACAGCUGCCUAUACUGGAUAACACUGGUAACCAUAAGCUAGGUAGGCAACAAAAGGCUACCACCUAGAUAAAAAACAAAUUCACACCAGGGUGUCCCAAACAAGAAAAGGACAAUCUUCUGGGCAUGGAACAGGGAUCACUGGGGGUGGGGGAGGGAUAUUUGUGCAUUUCCUGCAUU
Molecule: messenger RNA, 1622 nt
Organism: Gekko japonicus
Lineage: Eukaryota; Metazoa; Chordata; Lepidosauria; Squamata; Gekkonidae
Gene: CISD2
Product: CDGSH iron sulfur domain 2
Exons: 3
Coding region: 206-613 (135 amino acids)
Biological process (GO): autophagy of mitochondrion; regulation of autophagy
Cellular component (GO): mitochondrial outer membrane; intracellular membrane-bounded organelle
Molecular function (GO): 2 iron, 2 sulfur cluster binding
Source: RefSeq, a predicted model, not a curated record